Messenger RNA from Sungouiella intermedia, 978 nucleotides. NCBI's taxonomy places the organism in Eukaryota, Fungi, Ascomycota, Pichiomycetes, Serinales, Metschnikowiaceae. The record is from the annotation of a GenBank genome assembly.
AUGGCCGAAAAUCUUCAAAAGAGAAAAAUCAAGAAAUCCCAAAUAUCCCACUGUGAUAGGUUUGGUUUCAUUCUUCCCACUGUUGAGGUUGAUGUUUGCAGUAGCUACCACAUUACCUUUGAACGUCGUCUCGUCAACUCUAAUUUGGACCAGGUGAUCGAGAAGUUUGUCAAUCUAGUAAGAGAAUAUCCAAUAGAAAAAGCUCAAAACGAUCUCUUUGGUGACCUUGGUGAUAUCAAUAACGCCGAAUGCUAUAAUAUGACUAGCGAUGUUCUUUCUGAAGCGUUGAACAUGGUUAGAAACUUCCGUGAGAGUUGUUGUCGACUAAGAGCGCCCAUCCAGAGAUGGUACGUUGAGGUUUGUAAGCUAGCUAAUGACUCCAAUUACUUGAAUCAAAAAUUGAGGGAACGAUAUCCAGAAUUUCAAGAGCUCUACUAUGUAUGUAGAAGAGAUAUCCGAGACCAAGCUUUUUUUCUCGCCAGGACAAAGUUCCACAAGAAUAUGGCAACACAUGAAGAUAUGAUGAAUACCCUUGGCUACAUAAUCGACAUCUGUGACCGAUUGAAAGAGGAAAUUGAAGGCUCCGUAGUUUUUGUUAACCACUCAGACCGCAUGACGGGCAUAUUAUCGAGAUUAUUUGAAUACAUUCGUUGCAUCACAUUGAAAGCCGACUUUAAAUGCAACAGAGAGGCUCAGCUCAAUUCUAAUUACAGGUGCUAUGACGGUUCGCAUCGAAGAAUCAAGGUGUUUUAUAAGAAUGUCGUCGAGGAGAUGAACAUACAGCCGAAUGCAGAUGAGAUUUUGUUGAAUGCAAGUAAGCUUCUUCUUACUCUCAACAAGGUUGAUAGGAACAUAGAGGUAAUUUCAGGAGUUUUGGAAGAAGCUUACAAGAGCAGCUUAUUUCCCGUUCAACAGUGGAUCAACGGGUAUAUUGAGAAAAAGCAAGCAUCGUUGGUAGAAGUUGCGGACGAAGAAUGA